AUGGAUGAAUGUAAACCUAUCAAGACUCCAGGAAUAUUGAGUGAAAAUCUUGAUGACAUAGCGUCUUCACCACUUGUGCCGAAGACAAAAUAUCAAGAAAACAUUAGGUUCAUUGAUAAUGUGAAAAAAACCUCUAAGAUGGGUAUCUUCAACCGCAAAAAGGAGAUAAAUUAUGUUGAAGAAGAAGAAGGGCUUUUCGAAACACAAGAAGAUUCAUCCGACAGUGACAUACCCGAUUUAACAGAUGCGUCGCUUUCUCUUCCAUACUCCAAAAUAAUUGACCAAUGUGUGGCAUUUGACGAUCCUAAUCUGAAAAGGCUGCUUCCUAGUUGCCAUCUCCGUCUUACUGUUCAGGACGUGUACAUGAAAGGAAAGAAGAUCUGGUAUUUAUUAGAAUUGGAGCACGGAAGUUUCAAGUGGUUCCUGAAGAAACGAUUUCGAGAGGCCUUGUACUUGCAUCAUCAGCUCCAAAUGCUCAGAGCACUUUGGACAAUACAGUUGCCGGAAAUAAGGUUAAGUUUUCAUAAAGUCAUUAAAGUUUUCAUGGAACAGACUGAAAUGAAGUACAAAUGCUCUACUAAAGCUGCUAUGGAGAAUUACUUAAAGAGCCUUCUUAAAAUUCCUUGUUUCAGAAAUGCCCAGGAUACUCUGGAAUUUCUGGAAAUUGGACCGUUGUCUUUUGUAGAAGAUUUGGGACCUAAAGGUAAAGAAGGAUAUGUCUGGAAGAGAUGUUGUUAUCAAGAUACUGGAUUCGGCUUAUUUGACAGCUUAUGCUUGAACGGUUGCACUUUCUGGAAGAAGCGGUGGCUCUUCCUCAAGGAAAAUUUUACGGCUCUUAUGAAUAAUACCAAUGGACAGCUGGAUGGUGUUCUGCUGUUAGAUAGGGCUUUCAGAGUGUUCGUGGACAAGAGAGCAGCAAGGUCGAAAGAUGGCAUCAUAAUACAGAAUUUGAACAAGAAACUGUACCUGCGAUGCGAGAAUGAACACCAGGCUGAAGACUGGGCCGCAGAAAUCAACUACGUCUUGAACGGUUUUCAAGCCGAUUUCGUCAGGAUGAACAGUUAUGGUUCUUAUGCACCUUCACGUUCUCUAUCCAAGUGCCGAUGGAUCGUGGAUGGAGCCACUUAUUUCGAGGCAGUUGCCGAAGUGCUGGAGAAGGCGCAGGAAGAGAUUUUCAUCACUGACUGGUGGUUGACUCCCGAAAUUUACCUAAAAAGGCCCACAGUACAAGGUCAUUACUGGCAACUUGAUUACCUGCUCAGGAGGAAAGCACGCAGUGGAGUUCGAAUUUAUAUUUUGCUGUAUAAGGAACUGGAAUUAGCUUUGGGUAUCAAUAGCUUCCAUUCCGAACAGAAACUAAUUAGGAUGCACAAGAACAUCAAGGUUCUUCGUCAUCCCGAUGUUAAAAAAGGAAUACUACUGUGGGCACAUCAUGAAAAGUUGGUCUGCGUGGACCAGACCUAUGCCUUCGUUGGGGGACUUGACCUCUGUUAUGGACGAUGGGAUGACUACCAACAUAGGCUAAGUGAUUUUGGAGAUUUCGAAAAGAAACUGAAAAUUCUACGGCACAUGUCUACGACCUCUCCGAAUGACAUUUCGGCCAAUCAUAGAAUUAGAAAAACUAGUUCCCUCCCUCAUCUAUCAGCAGAAGAGAUUCAGAUCGCGGAAAGCAGUACAAAGCCCAGUCAAAUACCGAAAUUCAAAACGAUUGUCAGAAAACUGCAAGUUGCCAAAGAGUUUGGAAGACUGCAGCAAACGUUGGCGACAGAGCUGAAGGACACGAAGGAUGAGACGGAAACAGUAUUGCCCAAUCUUAUACCAGCUGAUCGCCGUCGUACCAUCCAGCAGAUGGCUCUUAUAGCUUUAGGAAUGGAACGUAAGUUUCGCUUGUGGCACGGGAAGGACUAUGUUAACUUCAUCUGUAGGGAUUUCGAAAAUUUGCAUCAGCCUUACGCAGACAUCAUUGAUCGCAAGACAACACCUCGCAUGCCCUGGCACGAUAUCGGAUUGUUUGUGCAAGGAGAGCCAGCUCGAGACAUCGCCAGGCAUUUUAUCAUCCGCUGGAAUCAAGCAAAGGAAGAAAUCUGUCCUGAAGAUUUCACUUAUCCUUACCUCAUGCCGAAAGCUUAUGCCAAAUUUAAUGAUAACACCUCUUCUUGGUUGUAUGACAUUAUCGGAACAAUCUACAGUGCAGAAUGCCAGGUGCUACGAAGCCUUUGCUUGUGGUCUGGUGGCAUUUCAGAAACAGAAAAUUCUAUCCAAGAAGCUUACAUUCAGGUUAUUCGCGAAGCAAAACAUUUCAUAUACAUAGAAAAUCAGUUCUUUAUCAGCCAACCCAGUGGUGAUAGAAAUGUACUUAAUGGAAUAGCUGAUGCUUUAUAUUACAGGAUACUCAAAGCCCACAGAAACCGCAAUCUGUUCAGAGUAUAUGUUCUACUUCCCCUUUUGCCGGCUUUCGAAGGAGAACUAGGUAAAGGGUCGGGCACCCUUAUUCAAGUCAUUACACACUGGAAUUACAAGUCUAUCUGCAGAGGGCCAAAUUCUCUGUACCAAAGACUUUCUUGCCAUAGUAAGUAA
Messenger RNA from Stegodyphus dumicola, 2577 nucleotides. Its product is annotated as phospholipase D1-like. Gene Ontology annotation, cellular component: intracellular membrane-bounded organelle. NCBI's taxonomy places the organism in Eukaryota, Metazoa, Arthropoda, Arachnida, Araneae, Eresidae. Gene Ontology annotation, molecular function: phosphatidylinositol binding; D-type glycerophospholipase activity. The record is from RefSeq and is a predicted model, not a curated record. Gene Ontology annotation, biological process: regulation of vesicle-mediated transport; intracellular signal transduction; phosphatidic acid biosynthetic process.